AUGGUUGAUAGCCACAUGCCUACAAGUACUAUUAGUUUUGGCCAUACUGUUAAUAACCUCUCUAAUGCUGGCAACGGCACGAGACUAUCUCAUGCGACGGAGAGUGAAUUAUUGGACCAACUGAAUGGCGAAUUAAAAAGGGCUGUCACACCCGUGACGGUUUUUGUUGGAAUUGAAAUAGUUCUUGGACUGUUUGGCAAUCUGUUGGUAUUGUAUAUGUUUAUAAAGCGUUACCAUGACUGUAACUUCCGGUACUUCGUGCUGUGCUUGGCUUUUCUGGACGUUAUAAGCACGCUGACCACGAUGCCUGGGGAGAUUCUCACGCAGCAAUACUGGUACAAGUACCCAUUUCCAACCAUCUGCAAGGUCAAGUCAUUUUUCAACGUGUUCACGGUGUCAGGGGCGGCGUUUUGUCUGUGCACAAUCGCCGUCGAUCGCUACCGGAAGGUUUGUGCGCCAUUCGGAUGGCAGAUCAGGCCUCGACACGCGAUUAUCAUGUGCGGGGCGAUCUACGGCGCGGCAUUCAUAAUUUCACUCCCGAGCUGGUUUCUCUGGGGAAUCCACCAGGACGUUAGGUUAUACAACGGAAGAAACGUUACCGUCACUAUCUGUGGAAAGGAUGCUCGUUAUGUUGACAGUAGACAUCUGUUUGUAAUCGCUACAUCAGUGGAGGUUAUACUUGGGAUAUGCCUGGUAAUCACGCUCGUUCUUUAUAUACUGGUAGCAAAGACACUCAUUUUCGAUCGCAAAUUCGCCGGGAGGAGCAAACACUCGGGCCCGCCAAUGGUCAGCAAGUCGUCAAGGUCGCAACCAGAAUCAUAUAAAAAACCCGAGAUAACUAAUUCUGACGUAUCGACCAGAAACGGUGAAUCAGCGAUAGAGUUCAGCAUAACGGAAAUGAGGUCCCCACAUGAUAGCGAAUCGGUUGCGGUCAUUGAUGUUUGUGUCUUGGACGCCGAAACAACUUGCGAGGUUUGGACGUCGGAAGAACGUCAUAUACAACAGGAUUAUCUCUCUUAG
Molecule: messenger RNA, 1020 nt
Organism: Mya arenaria
Lineage: Eukaryota; Metazoa; Mollusca; Bivalvia; Myida; Myidae
Product: mu-type opioid receptor-like
Exons: 2
Coding region: 1-1020 (339 amino acids)
Biological process (GO): neuropeptide signaling pathway
Cellular component (GO): membrane
Molecular function (GO): neuropeptide receptor activity
Source: RefSeq, a predicted model, not a curated record